This is a messenger RNA of Austrofundulus limnaeus, 505 nucleotides long. RefSeq lists its product as uncharacterized. NCBI's taxonomy places the organism in Eukaryota, Metazoa, Chordata, Actinopteri, Cyprinodontiformes, Rivulidae. The record is from RefSeq and is a predicted model, not a curated record.
GGCUAAAUUUAGCCAUGCCACAGAUACCCAUAAAAACUGACCCUCCAAAAGCUGAGGGCAAAAAGGCUCCCAUUAAAAACCCCCCACCUAAAAAGACUGAACGAGGUCCAGCCGUCCCAGCUGCAGGAGGUGACAGGGCACUGGAAGGACCUGUGUGCAGCACCCAAAACAAGAGGACCCAGAGAAAUAGAACCUGGUCGGAGGAGGAAAGACAGGACCUGAUUCGGCACUUUAAAAGAUGUGACGACAGCUGCGGUAACGAGAGCUCUGAAGAAGAAGAGCCUGAGAACCCCCCCCAGCUCAUUGAGCGUCCACCAACCCCACUACCUCACGAAAGUUCGGAUGAUGAGAACGAUGAGUCCAGCAUGGGAUCUGCAGCAGCACAAGGUCUGGGCACCCCUAAGCAACUAAGGAUCGGACAAAGAAAGGGGGAAAAGAGGCAGGUAGAACUGGUAGACGUCCUCCGGGUGUCUGAGAGAUUGGCGCGAGAACCCCGGUGGGGACC